Molecule: messenger RNA, 1802 nt
Organism: Penaeus monodon (black tiger shrimp)
Lineage: Eukaryota; Metazoa; Arthropoda; Malacostraca; Decapoda; Penaeidae
Product: protein TsetseEP-like
Exons: 7
Coding region: 99-1235 (378 amino acids)
Source: RefSeq, a predicted model, not a curated record
GCGAGCCGGUAACGCGGCAUUCCAGCUCUAGCUCGUGUCGGUGUUGGACGUGGGUCCCUUUGUUUUCUCUUUCCUUGACAAGUUCAUUCACCUGCAUCAUGAAAGCUUUGGCGGCACUCGUGGCCCUGGCUCUCGUCGGCGCGAGCGUGGCCAUGCCCUUCCAGCCGCAGCCCAGGCAGUUCAUGUACCAGGACGGCUCGCCCUCCGUCAAGCUCUACCCCGUGUACCCCGAGAGGUCGUCGGCCAUGGGGGCAGAAAAAUUGCCGAGACCCGCCAGACUCGACACCAGUUUGGAAGAUUUGUUCGAGCUGGAGUUUGAGGAGGAGGACGAGGAGCCGGAAAUGAUGGACGAGGUUGAGAGGGAAAUGAUGAACGCGAAGCCAAUGGUCAUGGGUGAGGAGAUGAAGCCGGAGAUGGAGAUGAAGCCGGAGAUGGAGAUGAAGCCGGAGAUGGAAAUGUCGAUGUCAGGAAUGAUGGUGAUCCCUGAGAUGGAGAUGAAGCCAGAGAUGGAAAUGAAGCCGGAGAUGGAGAUGUCGAUGUCAGGAAUGAUGAUGAAUCCUGAGGAGAUGAAGCCCAUAAUGAUGACGAACGACGAAAUGGAAAUGAAGCCGGAAAUGAUGGCGAAGCCGGAGAUGGAAAUGAUGCCAGAAACUGAGAUGAAAUCGCAAGCCAUGGAAACGAAGCCAGAGAUGGAAAUGACAGAAGAAGUGACCAUGACGCCAGAGAUGGCGAUGACGAUGGCCGAGAUGGAGGCCACGUCCGAAACGACGAUGAUGCCCCCAAUGAUGAACGAAAUGGACGAAAUGACAAACACGGAAACCGCCAUGAAAAAGGACGCGGCGCACGACGCGACCGAAACCGAAGAACCGGCAGCAGAACCUGAGGCAGAACCGACACCGCAGCCUGCAGCCGAACCCGAGCCCGAACCAGCAGCCGAACCCGAGCCCGAACCAGCAGCCGAACCCGAGCCCGAACCAGCAGCCGAACCCGAACCCGAACCAGCAGCCGAACCCGCCCCCGCCGAGGAGAAGAGCGAGGUGAUAAACGAGGAAGUGGAAACGACCACCGUCUUGGGCGUCGACAGCGACAACGAGGCUAUGCAUGAAAAUAAUGACGUCAUAGUCGAGGCCAGUGACGUCAUGUUCGACCCCACGACGAUGGCGCCCGCGGAGGAGGUGGAGAAGGAUACGGCGACGGAGAGUUUUCUAGCAACCGAGGAGAAUGAAGCUCUUUAGUUCCGGAAAAAAACUCUUGCAGGACAAGACGGGAGGGGAAGGUGUUGGGGGGGGAUAACUUUCACGCUCGAUCUAGGCCUUUCGUGUGUCUAAAGGCCCUUUAGUCACAAUGUGGGUGGAUAUUUCCUUCCGGGUCUCGUGAUGUUAAAACAUGCAGGUUGUAGGAUACCGUAAAAUUUCAUUUGGUGGGUAGUACAAAGUAAGGUGGUCUUGUCUGUGUGGUUUGGGGAUGAUGAGUAUAAAUGUGUUGAUUUUUCUCAACCUCUUUUAAGAUACACGAUUCCCUCCAAACUUCAUAUGAUGAAUACCUGAUACCGUGCUGAUUAUUUAUGAAAUUUUAUUUUUUCUUACUAAAUAGGUUGUCUUUUCACGAUAUAUGGAUGUAUCAAAGGGUCUUAUUUCAUGUAUAAACUCGCAGAACACAGUGCUUGAUAUAAAACGCGUUUAGUAUAAAAUUUCUGUUGAUUUGUAGGAAAAACAACCGAAGACAAAAGCCAAUGAUUGAGAGAGAGAGAGAGAGAGAGAGAGAGAGAGAGAGAGAGAGAGAGAGAGAGAGAAAGAGAGAGA